This is a messenger RNA of Pochonia chlamydosporia 170, 1644 nucleotides long. RefSeq lists its product as hypothetical. The transcript has 3 exons. The coding region runs from base 1 to 1644 and encodes 547 amino acids. The record is from RefSeq and is a predicted model, not a curated record. NCBI's taxonomy places the organism in Eukaryota, Fungi, Ascomycota, Sordariomycetes, Hypocreales, Clavicipitaceae.
AUGUCAUCACCCCCCGCCGCGGGCAAAGGCGCGCCAUCUCCCCCCGUCGACCCCAUCCUCCGCAACACUCUCCGCUACACCAUUUCCGCCCGCGAAUAUGCCACUCUGCACAAGUACAUCCUCUCGCGGUCCAAGGCUUUGCGUCGAGCGGCCCCGACCCCCGCGUCCGUCGACAAGGCGCUGCAGCCGCAGAAGAAAGGGGGCGACGACUACAACGCCAAGGCAGUGCGGCAUGCGCUGCGGGUGUUUGUCGCGACGAUGGUGGGCAUGAAGGGCUGGGAGGCCAUCUCUCGAAGGAUGGACAAGACAGCAAGUGACAAUGCGCCCAAACAGCCGCUGCACAAAUCCCCCGCCCUACGACUCUCCGUGUCCCUAUCGUCCAUCCUCCUGCUCUACAGAUUCCUCUUCCGCUUCCUGUCCCGACUGCGAGCACACCUCAUGGACCCGACGGUCGAGCCGUUCCGGCGACGCAAUCCCCGCACCGCAGCGGCGCUGACGUCGCCUUAUGCCCCUGCCAUAGGGGCCUCGCUUGCUGGUGUCGCGCUGGGCGUGUACCCCUCGCAACAGCUGCGUGUUUCUAUUGCCAUUUACGCGCUGUUCCGGGCGCUCGAGUUUGGGUGGAAUGUGUGCGAGGCCGAAGGGCUCAUAUGGGGUGUGAGGGGGGGCAAGAAGCGCGAGCGGCCGUGGUGGUUUGGGAGCUGGAUGUUGCAGCCGUUGGCGUUUGGACAGCUGUUGCAUGCUGUUGUUUUUGAUCGUGAUUGCUUUCCUGCUGCGUACGGGAGCUUCAUCUUCAAAAAUUCAGACGGCUACCUUCACGCCCGGCCGGACGGAUGGCCCGCCCAUCUCACAUGGCCGUCUACCACAGACGUCGUCGAGAGUCUAUCCCAGAUGGCCAAGCUCAACUGGCCGGCGUACAUCUCGCCCACCAUGUUCCCCAACAAAGAAGUCCUGCCUGCCUCCGUCAAGGCCAUAUCACCACUCACAUCGCAAGCCCACCCGCUCAUCACGUCCCUCUCCUGCGCGACCCUCCACCCGUCCGACCCGUCCUGCACACGAACCUACCUCACCUUCUGGCUGAACUCGUUCCCCCCCAUCGCCCGCUUCUUCCUCAUCAUCUACUCCGCGCUAACUAUCAUCCCGCGCUUCAAAGCCCUGUACAACUUCCCCGUGACGACCAUCCACAAGAUCUUUUCGCGCGCCUUCCGCAUGUCCACGUUUGCUACGGGCGCCAUCUCCACCGCCUGGGCAUCCAUCUGCUUCUUCCAGACGUAUCUGCCGAAGAGGGUGCUCGCCACGCAGCGCUUCUUCCUGGGUGGCUUCUUCGCGGGGCUGUGGGCGUGGAUUGAGCGGCGGCACGGACGGGGCAUCUUUUUGUAUAGUGCGCGGGCGAGUGUGGAUAGUUUGUGGAAGGUUGGUGUCAAGAGGAGGUGGUGGAGGGCGAUGAAGGGCGGUGAUGUGUGGGUGUUUGUGUUGGCGUUGAUGGUGACGGGUGUGGUUUAUGAGAGGGAUGCGAGGGCCAUUCGGGAGAGGGAGUGGAGGAAGGGAGUUAGUUGGAUUAGGGGCGAGGGAUGGAGGGAUUGGAGUGUUGAUGAGGAUGAGGAUGUAGAUGCGGAUGCGGAUCAGGAGGCCGAGAAGGAAGAAUGA